Molecule: messenger RNA, 6067 nt
Organism: Porites evermanni
Lineage: Eukaryota; Metazoa; Cnidaria; Anthozoa; Scleractinia; Poritidae
Source: the annotation of a GenBank genome assembly
GCGUCGAGGGGCCCUCUACACAAGGCUGCUAUCAAUGGACAGUUCAAAACAAUCAAAGUACUUCUUGAAAGUGGUGAAGAUGUGGAUAAAAAAGAUCAGGUUUGUGUCUUGUACAGCUUAAUAUUUUAAUUUAAUUUUAAGCCCGCUUCUCACGAGAAAUCCUCGUAUAAAUGACCUUUGCGCCUUAUGAAAGACGUUAACGCAUUGUGCGUAUGUGUUAUUAUAACACGUGUUAUGGUGGAAUGCCGUUGCCCGGAUAUAAGACCCGAACAAGACGCGAACCAUUUAUACGAGUUCUUCGCGUCCUAAGUAAGACGUGCCGACCUAAUUCAGAAGAGUCUUUUGUAGGACGUGUUUUAUUGUUAUUAGUAUAUGUCAGCGGUCGUGUUCAUAGCGCUAAAACGUGUCUUUUCGGGCUCUUCCAAUUUGAAGCUUUUAUUCAUCAUUCUCAUGUCCCAGUUUCUGGAGGCUUUAAUUCUCACCAUGACUCUGUUAAACCACUUUUCCACUCGCCUCUUCUUGACCGGCUGAAGCGUCAUCUUGAAUUGGCUUGUUCUAGAAGUGCAGGUUAUCUGUCCUUCAAGUUAAUUCUUUACCCGAACUCUGAUUCUAACUCUCAACUGACGAGAUUAACUUCUAGUGGCGACAUUAGCUUGAAUCCUGGUCCAGAAAGAUGCUCUGUUUGUGGUAAUUCCGUCGCUCGAAACCAUCGUUCCCAUCCUGCGACUCCUGCGAACUUUGGUGCCACAUCAAGUGCGGCCUAAUCACACCGAGGGAGUUUAAAAGGUUUCAAUCACUCGAAAACUUCAACUGAAUUUUCCCCGUUUGUCUUGCCUUGUAUUCUUCUGUGCCUAUUGACCAUAAAUCUAUCUCCUCUCCUUCGAUCUCUGGCCAUGGUCUAAACUGCUUUGGUUUAUUUUUUAUAUUUAAGUGCACACUCAUCGACAUGUCAGAAGAUUCAAAACGUCCUCGACCUUGUCCUUUCAUCGACACCUGUUUUAGUCAGCUACGUCAGCUGUUGGCCAAAUUUUUGUAAUUAUUAAUGGAAUGACCUGCAACGUUGCAAUUGGGCUCAAUUUUAGUGUUACACUUGGUUUGUUUCUUGUAAACUAGCUAACAAGGACAUAGUAAAGAGGCUAAAAAUAAGUACAACAACAUCCCAUUUAUUUUAUAAUAGGCCAUCGUUACACUGCACUAUUUGCCUUAUUUCAACCUCUAUCUAUGUCUUUCGCUCGUUUAUAUUACUUUAAACUGAGAUACUACAUUGGCUGAGCUCUGUUUACUGGGCAAGGAAGACACAGAUGCUAUAUGGGUAAAAAUAGCUAUGGGUCGACGUCCUUUCACAUUGAAGUAGCGAGGCAGAAUGACACAUAACUUCGCGUCCCCGCGUGGUCAACAAUGCGCUCUAUAGAAGAGUACAAAGGAUUGCCCACAACCACUCAACCUGUCCUGAAUUGAUAAUUACUCACUCAAGUGAAAAACUCAUAUUAAAUAAUCGAUUAACAAUACUUCUCGGGUAAGGACAUAAAAUUUCUAUUUGUUAACAAAUAUUUCUUAUAUAACUGUUUUUUGUCCGCUUUUCUGUAGUUUUCUAUGACGCCUCUUCAUCUUGCCUGUUGGUAUGGACAGGAAUCUGUGGUCAAACUGUUUUUAGAACACGGUGCGAACGUCAACGCUAAGGACAGGGUGAGUCAGUGAACUUUCUUCAAUUGAACAAUAUAGUGCCAUGAAGGGGUGGGGUAAGGGAGGCUGUUGUUUGUCUAGUAUUAGUGAUUCACACAGGAAUCUCUUUAUGUUGGCCAAUUAUUAAAUUUAUCCUAGCGACAGUAUUGAUACAACCCCCUAUCUUACUAUGGUACAUAGUACAUUUUGUGUUAUUGCAAUGGUAAUUUGUUAGCUAAGAUUUUCGUUGUGUUAACACACAACUUUUUAUUUGUUAUUCACAGGAAAAAAAAAAUGGGUGGUAGAAACCUUUGAUUUACAAACAGUGUCAGGAAAGAAUAAAAAUUAAACCCUUAUAACCGUAAGCUUGAGAAAAGAACCUUUCGAAUUUUUUUUGCGUUUUUAAUACCUUCACAUAUUACAAAUAUUUUACUUAUUACGACGUUUUCAUUGUCCAGUUUCCUUUAAUCAUCUUCCUCGUGUUUGGGAUCAUGGAUUUUUGUGAGCUAAAAGAAACUUAUUACCAGGGUGGUACACAUACCGGUAUGGAGGAGGGAGUUUGGCCUAUUCCAGGGCCGACUGUGACUGUGACCGUUCUUGGGUAGAGAUGGAAGGUGCACAGAUCGCAAUAGGAGAGGGAGUUGGGCUUCCUCUUAGGGUUGGCUCUGACCAAUCGUAGGCCUUCCUACGGCCCCCACUAACCUAUAUGUGUAUCCCAGGAGUGAAAAAAAUGUCGAGUCUAUGGGGGCGAAAGUGUGACGAGAGGAGCACUUUAUCCCAAUUCGCACCUUUUUUGAAAAACACAGCUGUCUUCAGAGUAGAAGUACAAGAUAGAGACAACCAAAUUGACUAAUUAGAUGUCAUAUCAGUGCAUCAGGUUGGAGCUCUCAACCGAAAGGGACAUCCAUGUGUUGACGCAGAUAUUGAUUACUGUAGUGGGUGGGAUGGGAGGGAAAAGAAAACAGAGUGACGAAGCAUAUCGAAGCAUACAGUGGCUGUACUGGUACAAAUAUUUCUUAACAGUGGGAAAUACUGCGAGCGCAAAAGGCGCGAGCCUCUAGGGGUUUCUAGCGGCAAAUUGCUACCCCAGAAAAUGUUGAAAUCUAGAAACCUGGAAAUGCUAUUUUUAGUAGUCUCCACGUGAAUAUUUCAAACUCGAUCAAGUCUAAAAUAACAGGUAUUUUUAGUCAUGACAACAAUAUUUCCGUUUGACUUGGAACAUUCAAAACUCGGCGUGUGGGCCGCACGAAAUCUCGGAGCAAACGCUUAAUGUAUUAAACACAUAUCACCUAGGUCCCCCAAAAUCGUAUUCCCUGCCUUUCGUCUUUCGAGACUCCAUUUGUCAGAUCCGGAACGCCUGUUAACGAAGUAUCUUCAACGGUGGGAUUAUUUUGACCACAUAUAAUACUAGGUCACUAGGAUAUACUGGGGCCACAAUAUGGACAACUUAAUUAUCAACUCACAACAGGACUAUUCCGUUUCGUAAAACAAACUUUGCAAUUCCAUCAUCCUCGGGUGGAGGCCUUCAAAUAAAUUGACAACUUCGUCCAGAUCGAUAGGCAUAUCGUACUUGAUAUGCAUGAAAGCCAGUGAGGAUAGCCUACUCUCGUCCUUGGUACAUCUCAUGUAAUUGUUUAACCUUCUCAUUGUGCUGAUUGAACGCUCGCACUCGCGCGAUGGAAGAGUAGCCGCAAUCUCGAGAAGAAUGUUCAGGCUAGGAUCACAUGCUUUCAAGGACGCAGCACAUGAAUCAUUUUGUCAACCCCAACUCUAUACUUCAUGCAAGGCUUUCGAAUUUCAUUUGUACUCAAACUCCUAACAAUUCUUAUUUGUGCCCGUAAGACUUUCCCGAUACUGUCAGCGUUUUCUUGCAGGGUAAUUUAAACUGAGUUAAAACACUCAAAGUUUGUUUUCCAUUCAUCCACUAUUUGCUAAAAGCUGAAAAUUAACAGCUUGUGUUUUUAGUCUCCCAUCAUUGAUCUGCAAAGGGGGUUCGUUCGUUGAUUGACUAAAAUUUAUUUCCGGUGAUCAAUAAAUUAUGAUCUCUCAGAACACGUGUUAAUUUGAAAGUUUCAUUGCACUGGCAUUUGCUCUAAUCCCAUCUGCGAAAUCCGCGUCUAACUCUUACCUAUAUCACCCUUAGAGGCUUGUUAUGUUUCCUUCUCUCUUCCUGUAUUUCAUUUGAGUACUUUUGCCACUGCAUCUUUACACAUUAAAUGAAUCAGCUACAUUACAGUCUUUUAUGGAUGUUACUGGAAUUGUAGCAUGCCUGCAACAGAAUAGGAAUUGCUUCCCCACUGGAGGGGAACUGCUCUUUUAUCUUUGCUGUUUUGGAUUACCAAAAACCUUUCCUGCAAGAUCGAUAGUUAAAGCCCAUGGAAAGAGAUACCUUUUUGUUUUUGUUUUGUUUGUUUGUUUUUUUUUUCUAGAACAAAAAGAAACAACAACAGGAAAAGAUUUUGGUCCCGCAGGCUACCCAAAUCGUUUUAAAUCGUUUCCUUGUUAAAGAUUUUUUUUUCUUUUGAGGUUAACAUUAGAUUUUGUUAAAGAACAAUUAUUGAGACCAUGCUUCAACACUUAUGUCCAGAGGGUAAUGCGCAUGUGAAAUGCACCGAAUUUUUUGUUUGUUUUGUUUUGUUUUUAAUGGCUCUGCUGUGUAAUUUUUGUUCUUAAGAGUACGUUGCGUUACGUUGUGUAGACAAGGCGGAGAUAUGUAGUUAUGUAGAAUUAAUGUUUCUAUGAUAAAUAGUCAAAAGUAGGUAACACAAUUAACUCUCCUUCGAUAUGUUUUUAGUUUCAGCGGAAUCCUCUGCAAAAAGCCGAACGUCAAAACCACCAUUCCAUAGUGCAGUUGCUGCUGAAGAAUGAUGCCAGGCCAUGUCCUCAUCAACCAGUAAGUUAUGGCAGAUUGUGCCCGGAAAACUAUCUCACAUUUCUGCUUUAACUUAUAAGGUUAUAGACUUGCAGCGAUAACAACCGCGACCACCUCUUCAUUUUGUGUAGAACACGUCUAUCUGCAAUAUGAAUACAGGGCAACCAUAUAAACUAUUAUAUGCAAAAAUCUACUUACAUGUAGUAUUAAAUGGAUUCCCUUUUUAUCACUUUCUCUUAUAAACUUGGUCAUUUUUAACAGGUCAGUCUAAAAAAACUCUCAAGGAAAGCUUUCACGCAAUUGGAUAAAAAGGCUGGAUUUAAUCUACCCCAGGCGGCUGUCUUAGAGGAUGAAAAUGACAUUGUUUUAAAAGCUCAUGGACUUCCAAGUUAUGAAAGUAUCAAAAGACUUUAUAAUGAGUGUGCUAAGGACAACAGUAGACAGACUAAGCUGCAGUGGGCUACAUGUAAUGAUGAUGCGGAACAAGCUGUUGAGCUUGUAUUAAAUGGCGGUGCAGCUAUUAAUGCCCGAGCGUCAGGUAAUGGUUACACAGUUUUGUUGCAGGCGAGUCGUUCAUCCUCAAGUCAGUUCAUUGAGACCCUCAUUGAUCUUGGGGCCGACGUUAAUAUCCAAAGAAAAAAGAGUAAAGAAACACCAUUAAAAUUAGCAGCUGUUUGGAACAACUAUAUGGCAGUGUGCUUGCUUGUAAGGCACGGAGCUCAUGUAGAUGUUCAGGAUAGUUAUGGAUUCACACCACUACACAUUUCAGUCAGAAAGGGUCGCGAAAAUCUUAUCAAAUUACUACUUGCAAAUAAAGUAGACGUAAAUAUUCAAGAUGAUGAUGGAUAUUCACCCUUACACUGGUGUGCCUUUGAGGGUAACGAAAACCUCUGUAGAUUGUUACUUGAACACAACGCGGAUGUAAAUAUUCAAGAAAAACACGGAUCUACACCCUUGCACUGGUGUGCCUUUAAGGGUUACGAAAACAUCUGUAUAUUGUUACUUGAACACAACGUGGAUGUAAAUAUUAAAGAUAAAGAUGGAUGUACACCCUUGCACUGUUGUGUCAGAGAGGGUAACGAAAACAUCUGUAGAUUGUUAAUUGAUCACAACACGGAUGUAAAUAUUCAAGAUAAAGAUGGAUGUACACCUUUGCACUGGUGUGCCAUAGAAGGUAGCGAAAACCUCUGUAGAUUGUUACUUGAACGCAACGCAGAUGUAAAUAUUCAAGAUAAAUAUGGGUCUACCCCGCUGCACCUGUCAGCUCGUAGAAACAGGGAUUGCAGUGAGAUAAUCGAUCUCCUGGUGAAGUAUGGGGUGCAAAACUUAAGCAUCCGUGAUGCAAAAGGCAGGACUCCUCUUCAAAUGGCAGUGAGACUUUGGAACGCCCAAGCUGUGAAAACGCUUGUUGACUUAGGAGCUGAUACUAGUGUGGUUAAAGCCGAUGAAAAGGGUGCCAUCAUACUGGAACGUUUGAAGAAUGAAGCGGAGAGGAUCAGUGGCGGAUCCAGGGGAGAAAACGACUCGAGGUAA